AUGCACCCGAGCGAAGCAAGCCAUGAUUCAGAGGACGACGAAUACGACCUUGAAGUUGAGGACGACGGUGUAGGUGGUAGCGAGGCCGGGGAUUACGAUCCUACUGGAGGUGCAGGGGAUAACGGGACGGACGGAGACGAUGACUCGAACACAGACGAUUCGGAUGACUCGGACGACGAUGAAGAUGAAGGAGAGGAUAAUGACAACGACAAUGACAACGAUAACGACAACGACAUGGUAGACGACAAUGCAGAGGAAGAGGACGAAGAAGCCGACAGGCUUCAGCAAGAGUUGCAGGAAGCUAUGGACAUUGACGCCGAACUUUCAGAGCUUCACGAACUGGAGAAGUCUGCUGCAGAGGCACCUGAAAUUAGCACGAACGAUGAAGAACUGGCUCUCGAGGACGACUUGUUUGGCGACGACCAAGAGGAGCCUCCGCAGCUUGGACAGGCGCGCGGAAUAUCGCCUGGGACAAGCGCGCCCCCACCUUUGGAUAUUCCCUUGCUCAAUGCAGAAGACGACAGAGAUGCGUCUAUGCAACCGCUUUCUUCACCGCCCCAACCACAGUCACCGACCUCUGUGACAAUGGGCUCACCAGCACGUCGACGGCGUUCACCAUCGCCCGAAACGCGCCAUAGGCGUUCUUUGAUCUUUGCUCCCAUUGGAAGCAACCUCUCUACCUCUUCUCUCGCCUUAAAUGGAACGGCGCCUCCACCCUCAGAUCCAGUCAACGCGUCGCCGCGAACUCCACGGUCAUAUGCCGUCGAGGCCAUCUGCGCGCUCCCACAUCCAGUCCCAACCAACGCCUUGGCCUCGUCCCAGUGCAUGACCCAUUUCAUAACAGGGUCAGACGACGGCUAUAUCAGAAGCUAUGAUAUAUUUGCUGCGGUGAAUGGCAAAACGUUUUUGACCCAGCCUCAAAGGCAGCACGCGGGCGUGGUGGAAGGACUGUUCAAGAGCGGCCAGAUACGAUGUUGGUGGGAAAACCCCGCGAUUGGAGAGAGCCAGAGACGGUUGGGAUUGCUCUCCAACUUGGCCAUGCCUCAAUCGGGUCCGUUUAUCUCGACCUUUGGAGACGAUUCAGAUGGGCUCGCACCUGUAUAUAGCCUACUGAUGCACUCUGACGGCCUGUGGGCACUCGCCGGUAGCGACUCUGGUCAUAUUAACUUGUUCACAGUGCGACAUGAGCCUGGACGUCUCAUCCAUACCAUGGACAAGCAUCGCGGACCUGUCUCGGCCAUGGCGAUGGAUUAUGACGAAAAAAGUUUCUUCAGUGCAGGCUGGGAUGGUGAAGCUCUGCAAUGGGACCUCAAUACAGGCAAGAACGUUCGUAAUUUCAUCGCGCAUGGAGCGCAGCUCGCUGCCAUUGCUGUCCGUCCAGAUUAUUCCGGCCCUUACGUUGACCCCUCCCCUCCUGCUGCCGUCGUAUAUAGACGAAAGGAUCGCAAGAAAGAGAGACGGGACAAGGAAGAUGAGGAAUUCGACGGAGAUUCGAACCCUAUCUUGGCUGCAAAGAUGGAAGACCCGAUUACCGCUGCGACACACACAAGAGGACCUGUAGACGUAUCCAUGGGUGAUGCAACCGGAUCAAUGUCAUUGCUUGGGGGAUCUCCCUCCAAACAUGACAGUCAAACACCCGUUCCUCAGGAAUCGUCUUCGAAUCCAACAGAGCCCGAUGCCAUGGACGGCCAAGGUGACGACGCCGACAACAAAUCCGACGACUCCUUUGAUCCUCUAUUCGACGAGGAAGGGGACGAUGGGGACGGGGAAGGCAACCCAACACCGCCGCAACCUGCAGAACCAUCGAAUUCACCACCAGCGCAGCAGCAACUUGCUAAAGGUUCUAACCCGUAUUCCAAUAUCACCUUUACUGCCCCUCUCAACCCCGCCACUAAUCCGCCUGGCAAUGUGAAUGCAGCCAAACCCGUCGUUCCUGGCGCACCCCAGUCCCAUUUUGUCACGUUCAAUCUUGGCCCAUCUGCACCGCAAGGAAACCAACAACAAUCGGGCGUGCAGUCAUAUUUCCAUGCGAUCCCCCCUGCAGCACAACCAGCACCUCCGCCUCAAGGAGGCCAACAAUUCCAAUUCCAACUGGCAAAGCCGUCCGGGGCUUCCAAAGCUGGAUCUGUCUCACCGUCGAAAGCACAACAACAACAGCAAUCUCAACCACCACCACUGCCCCCUCCUCCACCGCAACCGCAGCCACCGCGCGCUGCCUCCGUCAAGCCUUCGAGACCCGCUACGCAGGCUCCGUCGUCUUCCAUCGGAGGAGGUAUCGCGGCUCCCAAGAAUGCGCCUCCUCUCUUGGAGCCGGCAGGGUAUCAAAAUUUUUCCAGCGAUUUACUCAUGACUGCCUUCGUUGACGGGCAAGUGAUACUCUGGGAUCGACGUGUGUCGAGCCCAGGAAGAGGGGUCGGACGACUCUGGAUGAGCGAGAAGACUCCGCCAUGGUGUCUCAGCGUAAGCUUCCUCACCUAG
This is a messenger RNA of Coprinopsis cinerea okayama7#130, 2478 nucleotides long. RefSeq lists its product as hypothetical. The coding region runs from base 1 to 2478 and encodes 825 amino acids. Gene Ontology annotation, molecular function: protein binding. Gene Ontology annotation, cellular component: catalytic step 2 spliceosome. The record is from RefSeq and is a predicted model, not a curated record. Gene Ontology annotation, biological process: mRNA splicing, via spliceosome. Lineage: Eukaryota; Fungi; Basidiomycota; Agaricomycetes; Agaricales; Psathyrellaceae. The transcript has 4 exons.